Trametes versicolor FP-101664 SS1 is the source of this 873-nucleotide messenger RNA. RefSeq lists its product as uncharacterized. Bases 1 to 873 code for a protein of 290 amino acids. The record is from RefSeq and is a predicted model, not a curated record. The transcript has 5 exons. Lineage: Eukaryota; Fungi; Basidiomycota; Agaricomycetes; Polyporales; Polyporaceae.
AUGUUCCCUUUCAAUGAGGAACUAUACUCCCUAGAGGGCAAGGAGCUCGAGUUUAUGAAAAAUCAAACCGGUAUUACAGACGAAGACGAGCUCAAGAAGCACAUCAUCGCUGUCACAAAGGCGGCUUAUGAGGUCUUCCCAUAUCCGUGCAUCCGCCGCUAUGCGUUCCUCGCAUUGAGGCUCCCUUCUCUACCUGGCUAUGAUCGCCUCAUCGAGUUGGGGAAGGAGCGCAAGAAUGCUGUGCUCCUCGAUAUAGGCUGCUGCUUCGGAAACGAUGUCCGAAUCGCCGCCGCGGACGGAUUUCCGGCCAAGCAGAUUGUGGCCACGGAUCUGUAUGGAGGUUACUGGACACUAGGCCACAAACUCUACCGAAGCACGCCGGAGACAUUCCCGGCGAAGUUCCUGGCUGGGGACGCUUUCGACCCCAUUCACCUCGCCAUAGCUCCUCCGGUAUACGCGGUGGGACCAGAGCCUGUGCCGGACCUACCGAGCCUGACGUCGUUAAACCCGCUGCACGGGCAUGUCGCGGCGAUUCACACCUCCUCGUUCUUCCACCUCUUCAACGAGGAGCAGCAGCUGCACCUCGCGCGCGCCAUGGCCGGGCUCCUCUGCCCGCUGCCGGGGUCGAUGAUCAUCGGCACCCAUGCCGGCGCGCUCGAGACGGGCUUCACGACCCACGACGUGGGUGGCGGGAACGACAGCGCGGCGGGCGGAAGUGUGUCGAUGUUCUGCCACUCGGCGAAGAGCUGGACGGAGCUGUGGGACGGACAGGUGUUCGAGAAGGACAAGGUGACGGUCGAGGCCAAGACCGUUCAGAUUCAGAUUGGGGAGAGGCUCCGCCAUGUUUUGCAGUGGUGUGUGACGAGGCUCUGA